Messenger RNA from Panicum hallii, 588 nucleotides. Its product is annotated as 40S ribosomal protein S27. The transcript is spliced from 4 exons. Gene Ontology annotation, molecular function: RNA binding; structural constituent of ribosome. The record is from RefSeq and is a predicted model, not a curated record. The coding region runs from base 136 to 396 and encodes 86 amino acids. Gene Ontology annotation, biological process: translation; ribosomal small subunit assembly. NCBI's taxonomy places the organism in Eukaryota, Viridiplantae, Streptophyta, Magnoliopsida, Poales, Poaceae. Gene Ontology annotation, cellular component: ribosome; cytosolic small ribosomal subunit.
CCACCCUCCCGUCUCUGGAACCUCCUCUUCCAGCCCUAGCUCCCCUUUCUCCCCGCCGCCACCUCGCGCUCGCCUUCGCCCUCGCUCCCUCCCUUCGGUCGCAAGAGCUCUCAAGGCGUCGACCGCAUCUCCAAGAUGGUCCUCCAGAAUGACAUCGACCUGCUCAACCCGCCGGCGGAGCUCGAGAAGCUCAAGCACAAGAAGAAGCGCCUCGUCCAGUCCCCCAACUCCUUCUUCAUGGAUGUCAAGUGCCAGGGCUGUUUCAGCAUAACCACUGUGUUCAGCCACUCCCAGACCGUGGUGGUGUGUCCUGGCUGCCAGACGGUGCUCUGCCAACCUACCGGUGGAAAGGCCAGGCUCACCGAGGGCUGCUCCUUCCGCCGCAAGGGCGACUAGUCUGCUGGUGUUGGCAACAGGGAGGAAAACGAACGAUGUCCUGCUGAGCAACUCCUGUUUACCUUUCCCAGGAUAUGUAAUUGUGGAGGAUUUUGUUAAUUAUGCCUGUUUAGCGCCUGUGAUGUAAACCUGCACUUUGUUUGAGUGAAAGCUGCUAAGUGUUGUGGUUAGCGCUGUGAUGCCUCGGUCAAA